Molecule: messenger RNA, 1795 nt
Organism: Neogale vison (American mink)
Lineage: Eukaryota; Metazoa; Chordata; Mammalia; Carnivora; Mustelidae
Gene: SLC12A8
Product: solute carrier family 12 member 8
Exons: 9
Coding region: 106-1500 (464 amino acids)
Biological process (GO): potassium ion import across plasma membrane; chloride ion homeostasis; potassium ion homeostasis
Cellular component (GO): membrane
Molecular function (GO): potassium:chloride symporter activity
Source: RefSeq, a predicted model, not a curated record
GGCUAUUCCCCGGAACUGCUGUGGAACAACACUCUGCCAGAUUACAGCCCUGGGGAAUCUUUCUUCAGUGUCUUCGGGGUGUUCUUCCCAGCGGCUACAGGAGUCAUGGCCGGUUUCAACAUGGGGGGUGACCUCCGGGAGCCCGCUGCCAGCAUCCCCCUGGGCUCCCUAGCAGCUGUUGGCAUCUCGUGGUUUCUGUACCUCGUAUUCGUCUUCCUGCUGGGCGCUGCCUGCACCCGAGAGGCCCUUCGCUAUGACUUCCUGAUAGCGGAAAAGGUGUCCCUGGUGGGUUUCCUGUUUCUUUUGGGCUUAUAUAUCUCAUCCCUGGCCUCCUGUAUGGGAGGCCUCUAUGGAGCUCCCCGGAUCCUGCAGUGCAUUGCCCAGGAGAAAGUGAUUCCUGCACUCACCUGUCUGGGGCAAGGGAAAGGGCCAAAUAAAACCCCUGUAGCUGCCAUCUUCUUGACCAGCUUAGUGACCAUGGCCUUUGUCCUUGUGGGCCAGGUGAAUGUACUAGCUCCCAUCGUCACCAUCAAUUUCAUGCUGACGUACAUUGCAGUGGACUAUUCCUACUUCUCUCUGUCCAUGGCUGUCGGCAGCCUGCCCCCGGUGCCUGAGUCAGUGCCCAGGGAGGGCACAGGAGCUCUCCCCUGCUCUAAGCACCUGCUCUUGGAGAAGGCUCCCAGCUAUGGCUCUGAGGACACGGGCAGAAGCUUCCCUGAGGGCACUCUGCUAGAGUUCACUAAAGACAUGGAUCAGCUCCUCCAGCUAACCCGGAAGCUUGAGAAUAGCCAGCCGAGCCAAGGAGACCGUGACAGGAUCCCACAAAGGAGGAAGGGGAAACGCAGGAAGGCCACCAAGCAAACCCUACAAGAUAGCUUCCUUUUGGACCUUGAGUCCCCAGCUUCCUUCCCUGCUGAGGGCUCCGAUAGAUUGCCUGCUGCCUCCUGGGAGGGCCAGGAGACCUCCUGGAGCAAGCAGAAUGCCAGGAGUGAAGGGGUUCUGCCUGCAGGAGCACGUGCUGAACAACUUGUCCCUGAGCCAAGUGACCAGCCUAUCUCAGCUGGAGAAGAUUUUUUCCUGAAGUCUCCGCUCCAAGAUAUCCAGAGACCAACUUCUUUCUAUACCCACUUGUGCAACCCCUGGGUCUCCCUGUUAGGGGCUUUUGUGUCUCUUCUUAUCAUGUUUGUGAUCCAGUGGGUCUACACCCUCAUUAACAUAGGUGUUGCUGCCGUUGUGUAUUUCUACAUUGGUCGGGCCAGUCCAGGGCUUCACCUUGGAUCAGCUUCCAGCUUCAGCUUCUUCAGGUGGAUGAAGUCCCUUGUGACCAUCUCCUGCAGGAGCUUGAGAUCGCCCCAAGAGCAGAUAAUUUUGGCGCCGUCCCUGGCAAGGGUUGACAUGGAGAUGACUCAGCUCACCCAGGAGAACGCGGACUUCGCCACUCGGGACCGCUAUCACCAGUCCUCCCUUGUGAGUCGGGAACAGCUGCUGUCUCAGUACUAAGGGACUGAGUACUCAUUAGCAGGCAGCCUGAGGACCCUCCUGCCUUGGAGCUGGCCAGGGCGCAAUGGAUCCAGAUCCCAGAGCCUUCAUGAUGCUGGUUCUCCUCCGUAAGAAUUUCAGAGAUGUUCUCCCCUGCUGGUUUGAACGAUGGAAAUCUGCAGUCUGGUCUGGAGCACCCAUCUCCUCUGGGGAACCACCUGAAAGCCUGUGGCCUCUGCAACAUGCACCCAGUUUGGAGAGCCCCACACAGACGUCAAGACGUGCAGGUGUGGAGAAUCAUACCAGGUUGCUUGCU